AACUUUCUUGGUCUCAUUUCUGCUGCUAUACAGAUAGAAAAGGGCCGCGUCUCGAAACAUAUUGAGCUGCCUGCUUCAUUAUAGACGCGUUCGGCGUCAGUGCAGCUCAUGCAAGUGGCUCGCAAGGCGCCCGUGACGCUGUCUAGAUAGGCAGCAUGCUAGAAUUUGAGCCACAGCCCGAGAGUUAGUGGGUGGACGCGUGGAGGGUGUGUUUGCCUGUGUAGGGGUUGGACUUUGCAGAGGUCAGGCUCUGUGUAGUCGGGCACCAGUCUCUCUCGACGUCAUUCGCUUUUCGAAUGUGAUUGUGUCGGUCAUAGUGACGGACUCCGGGCUCGCGGAUAGUCUGCUGUCCUUUUCUCUCUCCACAAACUCGCUGCCGAGCUUCCUCAUCAGCUUCGAGAGUUUUAUUGGUACCGGCUGUAAAUAAUAAAACAAAGAUCCAUCCCGAUGCUUCAGUUUAUUCCUCCGCUUGAAGUAGACGAGCAGAUAUAUGUUGGGUAAAGGCGCAAAGCGGAAACUAGAUGAGGAUGAAGAGGGCCUGGAAGGCAAAGCGCUGGCGGCAGGGGCCGGAGCGAUGGCCGAAGGGCUCUCGAAGGUCUCCUACACCCUGCAGAGGCAGACCAUCUUCAACAUGUCUCUGGUGAAGCUGUACAACCACCGGGCCCUGACUGAGCCCAGCUUGGAAAAGCGUGUACUCAUCAACAACAUGUUGAGGCGCAUCCAGGACGAACUGAAACAGGAGGGCAACCUGCGGCCGCUCUUCUUCCCCCCUUCCCCUCCACCCGACGACCCCGUGGAUGAAGGUUUCCGUGAGGUGCAACCUGCUUUCAGUGUGUUGUCCAUGGUAGCUCCGCCGCUGUCUCAGUCGCCAGCACACUCCUCUCCGGUCCUUACAUCUCCAUCAUCAGGGCUGUCAAACCCAGCACCUUUGGAGGCCUGUCUCACCCCAGCUUCACUUUUAGAGGAGGACAGUGUCACGCUUUGCACAUCACCCUCUCCACUCGCUCCUCCUUUUCCGCCAACUCUUCCCAGACUCCUUUCAUCUGUGGCCAGAGACAGCUUCUCUUCUGCCCUGGAUGAGAUUGAGGAGCUCUGUCCUUCACCCUUACCUAUAACUACAUCAGCGCCUGGUGCUACCUCCCCCUCAUCCCUUACAGUGCCCCUCCAAAUGCCGAUGUGUCCCCCCAGCUUAAACUCAGGGGCCUUGGACUCCAAAGACUGCAGUAAGCCCUGCAGCCCAAAGCUUGAAGGGCUGGUCCCUAACACACCAGAUACUCUCCCUCCUAACAGCCUGGACAUGAGCACCUCACCCUCUGCCUCGUCCUCAGGAUUUUUGACAGAUCUGGCCCUAGACGACAUCCUGUUUGCAGACAUUGACACUUCCAUGUAUGACUUUGACCCCUGCACCUCGUCCUCGGGUGUGGCCCCAUCGAAACUGGCGCCCAUGGUGACAGCGGACGAGCUCCUCAAGACUCUUUCACCCUACAGCGCUGCCGCUCCUGCUGUUGGCUCGAACCAGCCUUUCAAAAUGGAUCUCACCGAACUGGACCAUAUUAUGGAGGUGCUUGUAGGAUCAUGACCAGGUUUGGAAGGGAACUGGGGAAAAAAUGCAAAACCAAUUAAAGAGUUUUUACACAUGAACUGAGAAAGAAACUGAAGAAUUACAUUGUGAGUGUUUGUGGGCUUUUUGUACAGUUUUGUGUUUGUUUUGUUUUUAAAAACAAAGUAAAUUGUCCAUUUUAAUGGUGAUGUUGCCCAGUACUACUUCUCAACACUGUGCAUGCACUAUGCUUGCCUUUCCCAAAAUAGAACAUGAAGAAAUCUUAUGGAACAUACUUUGGCUUCUGGCAGAUCUGAGUGCCUUCAUCAUUUAUGACCACUUGGUAAAUUCCUGUUUGUUUGUCUUGUCUCAUUUUUCUCAUCACCAUUUCUAAUCGAACAAGAUGGAUUAUCAGAGGAGUAGCAUCUCUCUUUCCCCUUCUCAGUAUACAGGUGCAAGAACGUGCAACGGCAGCCUAUUUUCAAUUUUUUCUCUCAUUUUCACAAAGCACAAUUAUUUUAAGAGAGCAACUUGGUUAUUUUAUGUUAAUGUUAUUUUUUUCUAUUCAGAGCUGUUUUAUUGCUUUUUAGUAAUAUUUAAAGUAUUCUGUUAAAAUGUGGUAAUUUAUUCUUUUUUGUCUGCUUUCAUUUUAACAUGCAUUAAAGGGAUAGUCCACCAUUUACUCACCAUCAUGUCCUUCCAGACCUGUAUAAGUUUCUUUCUUCUGUAGAAAAUAAGAUAUUUAAAAAAAAAAAAAUUGUCCAUAAUGACAGUCAAUGGGGUUCAGUGUUGUUUUGCACCCUUUUUAACUGUCUUUAAAAUAGCUUUUCAUGUAGAAGAAGUAAAGUCAUACAGGUUUGGAAAAACAUGGUGAGUAAAUGAUGAUAGGAUAUUAAUUUCGGGUGAACUACCCCUUUAAGCUUCAUUCAGUAAAACAUAUACAUUUAUGAAAUAUACACAUUUAUGGAAUAUGCUUUACUGCAUUAUUUUAUACAUGGAUGUGUGUAGUGGUCAGAUAUUUACAGUCACCCUAACAGAUUUCUUGUGAUCUGCCAUACUGGCUCAGAUUCCAUGUGUUUACAUCUCAGCUGGCAAUAAGUAAACAUUUAUUCUGAUGCACAUUGUUUUACAGAUACAUUUCUUUGAUAAAGCCAAUGCUAAAACCCUUUAUGCUACAAAUAACAUAUGCAAUCAAUGCUUUUCUGAUCAGUAAUAAGCAAACUGUCCAC
Carassius carassius (crucian carp) is the source of this 2769-nucleotide messenger RNA. Its product is annotated as SERTA domain-containing protein 2-like. NCBI's taxonomy places the organism in Eukaryota, Metazoa, Chordata, Actinopteri, Cypriniformes, Cyprinidae. The record is from RefSeq and is a predicted model, not a curated record. The transcript is spliced from 2 exons. Gene Ontology annotation, molecular function: transcription regulator activity. The coding region runs from base 491 to 1579 and encodes 362 amino acids. Gene Ontology annotation, cellular component: nucleus.